Molecule: messenger RNA, 835 nt
Organism: Thlaspi arvense
Lineage: Eukaryota; Viridiplantae; Streptophyta; Magnoliopsida; Brassicales; Brassicaceae
Source: the annotation of a GenBank genome assembly
AUGUGCCACAUGACGACUGAAAAACCUAUUACUACAGAGACCGUUGCUCUCACGGAGAAGAAAAUGGACAUGUCUUUAGAUGCUAUUAUCAAGAUGUCAAAGAGCGAUACCAAUGUGAAUAAAGGCAAGAAACAGAGAGCAUCGAAUAAAAAGGAGAAUUUUAAUGGCCCUGCGAAAAACAGUACGGUGAAAGCACAGCGUUAUAUGGACUCAAGGUCUGAUGUUAGACAGGGUGCUUUUGCUAAGAGAAGGUCUAAUUUCCAAGGAAACCAGUUUCCUGUGAAAACCACCGUUGCUCGUAAAGCCGCUUCUGCUACUCCAAUGCGUGGAAGGAUGACUAUUACGAAUCAAUCAAGGUUUAUUACUCCACCAGCUCAGUAUAGGUCUGCACACAGAGGGUUUGUCGCAAAGCAGCAGCAGCAAAGGGAGAAGAUAAAGCAGAAGCAAGCGAGUGGAGGAGGACAGAGUCAAGGGCCUCAGACGCUUGAUUCUCGGUUUGCAAGCAUGCAGGAAGAGAGAAUGAGAAUGAGAAGGUUUGCAGACAAGGGAAGCAAUGUAAGCAGCAAUGGCUAUGGACUGCAGCAUCGGCAGCAACAUCAGCAGCGUCCGAUGGCCCCUUGGGGAAGAAGAGCCACGAGAUUCCCAAACUAAUUUAUGUGUUUCUCGGUUAGGGUGAAUAUAUCUGCUGCUAAUGCAAUUUGGUUUAGAUUCAAUGUUCGAAGUGUUUAGAACAUUUAUUUGUGAAACCAUUUCUUAAAAAAAAUGGAUAUAUUGAAUCUUAGCUCACUGUGCUUUUGUGUGUUUAGUCACGGAGAGUGGAAACUGACCAUUUUAC